Molecule: messenger RNA, 1504 nt
Organism: Hibiscus syriacus
Lineage: Eukaryota; Viridiplantae; Streptophyta; Magnoliopsida; Malvales; Malvaceae
Exons: 6
Coding region: 145-1185 (346 amino acids)
Biological process (GO): deoxyribonucleotide catabolic process
Molecular function (GO): 5'-nucleotidase activity
Source: RefSeq, a predicted model, not a curated record
UCUUUCUCUCUUUUUUUUCCUGGGGAUUUUUUUUAUUAAUUAAUCGAUUUAUUUCACUCAAAGUUUCUUUCUUUUUGGCUGCAAAAUCAUUAUUGUUGGUUUCCAUUUUCUGGGUGGGAAAAGCGGCAAUGCGAAGAGCUCGUUAUGUUAAAGAAGCAAAUUGGUAGUGUUCGUUUGUUAUUCGAUCAGACGUUGGGCUGUAAUCGUAAGGGCAUGGCUUUUUUGGCUCGUGACCAUCCGUUUUCGAGCCCGCUCCACGCGUUGCCGGGGGGCCAACGGCGGCUCAAACUCGUCCCGCUCGAUAAUUACAAUGCCUGCGGCGGCGGCGGGUUUAAGUUUAACAGAUCGGCCCCCGGGUUGAAUUUGAGCAUCAGAAGUUGCUUGGAGAAUUCCCCUAGAACCAGGGAUCAGAAAACAGUUGUCUUUGCUUCCCCAUUGGCGCGCGAAUUGGAAAUUUCUAAUCAUAAUGAACCCCAGAAAAAGGCAAAGACGGCGGUUGAUUCCAACGGUUCGUUUCAGAGGGGGGCUCUUGAUUUUCCCGACAAGCCGUUGCCGGAGAAAAUUGCGGUUGCUGUCGAUGUCGAUGAAGUACUAGGAAACUUUGUGUCAGCCUUGAACAGAUUUAUAGCGGAUCGUUAUUCGUUGAAUCAUUCGGUUUCAGAGUACCAUGUGUACGAGUUUUUCAGGAUAUGGAACUGUUCUCGCGAUGAAGCCGAUAUCCGUGUCCACGAGUUCUUCAAGACACCAUAUUUCAAGAAAGGUAUCCACCCCCUCCCAGGUGCUCAGCUGGCUCUUCACAAGUUAUCAAGAUUCUGCAACCUUUCGGUCGUAACGUCUCGGCAGAAUGUUAUUAAGGAUCAUACAAUAGGGUGGUUAGAGAAGCACUAUCCUGGACUUUUCCAGGAGAUUCACUUUGGCAACCAUUUUGCUCUUGAUGGCAAGUCUAGACCUAAGUCAGAAAUAUGCCGGACAUUAGGAGCCAAGAUCCUAAUCGAUGAUAACCCGAGAUAUGCUCUCGAGUGUGCUCAAGUUGGAAUCAGGGUUCUGCUUUUCGAUUACGAGAACUCGUAUCCUUGGUGUAAGAUACAAUCAGUGGAGGAUCACCCUUUGGUGACUAAAGUACACAACUGGGAAGAAGUGGAACGACAAAUAGCGUCGUGGAUCCUUAGCUCUUCCAUCCUUUAACACGGUCUCUAUGGACAAACUCCUGCAUAACAGUUUUGUGAACUGUUUCUCGUGCCGUUGAACACCGAAAAAUCCGGGUUUAUUAUCGUUCAGGGCGAAUCAUCGGUAAGGAGGCUGGCCAACAGUGGGGGACAUGAUUGUACUGAUUGAUUUUGAAGACAAAACAGGAAGGACCGUGAGUGAAAUAAUGCAUUUCUUGUUGACUUGUAUGAUGCAGAAAUGCCCUUGGAAACUUUGAUGUAGUUAGAAAUUCAUAAGAGCUUUAAGGAUAAUCCAUGAUUCCACUGAAGCAGCAAAGGUCACCCCCAACUUUGAUGUA